Messenger RNA from Phragmites australis (common reed), 2092 nucleotides. RefSeq names its product probable protein S-acyltransferase 7. Gene Ontology annotation, biological process: peptidyl-L-cysteine S-palmitoylation; protein targeting to membrane. Gene Ontology annotation, molecular function: protein-cysteine S-palmitoyltransferase activity. Gene Ontology annotation, cellular component: endoplasmic reticulum; Golgi apparatus. Bases 436 to 1698 code for a protein of 420 amino acids. NCBI's taxonomy places the organism in Eukaryota, Viridiplantae, Streptophyta, Magnoliopsida, Poales, Poaceae. The record is from RefSeq and is a predicted model, not a curated record. The transcript is spliced from 5 exons.
UCACCAAAGUGGCCCUUCAGUCUUCAGUUCAGAGUUUCAGAUUUCAGAGCUCCCAAAAUCAUUCCACUGAUCCACUCUUCUUCUCAGCGAGCACUGCUUGGUUCCUUGGGAUCCCAAGUUGACAUCACCGCGGAUCCUCUCACCACCUCGUGCUCGCCUUAUUGCUCCCCGCCGCCGAGCCUACUCUGCUCAGGUGCGGACUCGCUGGCUUGUUUGAUCCGAUCAUCCGAGUCUGUUCCCUUCUCGUGUUGGGAUCCGCGAGAACCGCCUGUUCCCCGUGUUCUUGCAGGCGGUGGAGUGCCCAUUUGGGCAGACUUUGGAAUCUUUUAGGAUUCUUUGGACUGCGACGCUAAAGAUUUGGGGGCUCAUUACUGCAAUGGGGGUGCUUGCGUGAACGGGAGCUUCCUUUGUGCGCGCGGGUGGAUAGAAGGGAGGAUGCAGGGGAAGGCGCAGCUCUCGGAUUCCAACCGGCGGAUCAUGGAGGCGGAUGCGCCGCCGCGGCGUGUGUACCAGGCCUGGAAGGGCAGCAAUAUUUUUUUGCUUGGAGGGAGACUUAUUUUUGGGCCCGAUGUGAGGUCACUCAUGCUCACAGUAUGUUUAGUUGUAAUCCCUGUGAUCUUCUUUGCUGCUGCUGUUUGUCCACAGCUUGGUCAUGAGUACCACAGCCAAGUUGGAGGUUGGGUAGCAUCUGUUGCUAUCAUCUUUACAGCAUAUAUUCUUGUUAUUCUACUUCUCACAUCUGGCCGUGAUCCUGGAAUUGUUCCUCGAAACUCUCAUCCCCCAGAGCCGCAAGACAUUGGUGAAUCCUCCAACUUAUCAGAUUGGCCAGGUGGUCAACAUGGUUCGACUGGUUUACCACUCACCAGAGAUGUUCUUGUUAAUGGUGUUUUAGUCAAGGUCAAAUAUUGCCAUACAUGUAUGUUGUAUCGUCCACCAAGGUGUUCCCAUUGCUCAAUCUGCAACAACUGUGUUGAACGUUUUGAUCACCACUGUCCUUGGGUAGGCCAGUGCAUUGGCAAGAGGAAUUAUCGGUUCUUCUUUAUGUUUGUGUCUUCGACGACUAUGCUCUGCAUAUACGUGUUUGCAUUCUGCUGGGCCAACAUCAAGAAAAUAAUGGACAUGCAUGAAUGCAAACUUGGAAGAGCUCUUCUGAAGGCUCCUAUCUCCGGCCUUCUCAUCUUAUACACAUUUAUUGCUGUGUGGUUUGUGGGAGGGUUGACAUCAUUCCAUCUCUACUUGAUUUCAACAAAUCAGACUACUUAUGAGAACUUCCGGUACUGCUAUGAUCGGAAAAAAAAUCCUUACAACCGUGGACUAGGACAGAAUUUCAUAGAGAUCUUAUUUUCAAGGGUCCCCAAAUCAAAAAACAAUUUCAGAGCAAAAGUUAAGGAGGAUUCUACAACCUUCACGUCAUCCCUCAGUAUGGGACGGGUACUAAGUCCGCCCAAGAUGAGCGUGGACCUUGAGAUGGACAUGAAAAGGCAAGCUGUAGCCGCAGAGGACUUGGAGGACUUACACAGUCAGAUUGGCAGUGCUAUGGGGUUUGAGAGAUGCGGUACUGAACCCCCACAUUUCGUCAGUCGAAAGGGCUGCUCUGAGAUUGCAACUGACAUCGAGGCAUUUGCAGAAGAGUUUGGCAUGGAACAUGGGUUCAAUGAGAGGAAAAAGAUUAAGCGACAUACAAAUGAUGACACAUAGGAAGUUCCUCAUCACAAGCUCCUCUUCAGCCUUCAGUCAAUCCCUCAACUUAAGAAGCGAAAGCUCGCAAAGGAAAGGAAAGUAGGACAAAUGGUAUAAAAAAAUCAACAAGUGUUGGUCAUUUCGGCCGAAAUUCCAGCCAAAACUUCAGUAAGAAGCAAUAGAUGUUGUUUUUAGAUUAAGUGUUUAACAAUAUAGACAAUUAGACAUGAUGAAUCCCAAUGGUUUCACUGCCGUCAUUUUGGUUUGGACCUUUUGUACUGCUAGUUCUAUGUACUCUUAGUCCAUACGUAGUAUUUGUGUGUGUGUGUGUGUGUGGGGCAAUGUUGCUAUUGAUUUUGUUGAAGCUGUAACUUGUAACAUUAACCAUUAACCUGGCUAGUUCAUUUCAUUA